GCUAAAUGCUAACUAACAGCAGACAAGGGCGGAGAUAGAAUCUAGAAAAGGAACGAUCCUGGGCGCGAUCUUGAGGAGGUGCGGGUAUAAAAUCCUCGGGCUGGCGGGACCAGAUCCCUGGAGAAAGGAGGGGGCGUGGCCGAACUCCGGGAGAGGGUGUGGCCGCAGCCCCAGAUCGGCUCCGAAGGGGGAGGGUAGGGGAUAGGUUCAGUGACGUCAGCCAGUCCGAGAGGCCAGAGCUCGGUGAGGGGCCCGGGGCGCGGAUCCCGAGAACCUGGUGAGGAAAGCUGAGCCCGGAGAGCCUUGCAGGGAGAGCGGUAACCGGCGGAAACUGACCCAGAGCCGCACCCCCCAAGCACCUGCUCGCCUGCUCAGCUGAUCUGCUAGAGCGGGUUGGCUCGCAAGCCCCCGCCCGGGCCCAGCCCCCUCCCGGGCCCCCCAUGGCCCGGGCCGCAGCCCUCCCGCCUUCGAGACUGUCCCCGACGCUGCCGCUGUUGUCACUGCUGCUACUGCAGCUACGAGAAACAGGAGCCCAGGAUAUGCAGGUCCAAGUGGUCCCCGAGGUGCGGGGCCAGCUGGGUCACACCGCGGAGCUGCCGUGUCACCUGCUGCCACACACCCAGGACGUGAACGUCACGCAGGUGACCUGGCACCGCCUGAACGGAGUGUCAGUGGCCGCCUUCCACCCCAACUUCGGCACCCACUUCCCCAACCAGCAGGCCAGCCAGGAGCGGCUGGCCUUCGUCAGAGCCGGCCAGGGGGCCAAGGCCAACCUGUACGAUGCCACGCUGGCCAUCCGAGACCUGCGCCUGGAGGACGAGGGCAACUACACCUGCGAGUUCGCCACCUUCCCCAAGGGCACCCGCUCGGGGGUGACCCUGCUCCGAGUCAUCGCCCGGCCCCAGAACCGUGCAGAAGCCCAGGAGGUCACACUCAGCUUGGAUCCCGUCCCGGUGGCCCGCUGCGUCUCAACGGGGGGCCGCCCACCUGCGCAGAUCACCUGGAUCUCAGCCCUGGAGGGGCAGGCCAGAGACACCCAGGAGCCAGGGCCCCAGCAGGGCACCGUCACAGUCACCAGCCGCUACACUGUGGUGCCCCUGGGCCAAACGGACCGCGUCAAAAUCACCUGCAGAGUGGAUCAUGAGAGCUUCCAGGAGCCAGAGCUGCUGCCUGUGAUCCUCUCCGUGCGCUACCCGCCCGAGGUUUCCAUCUCUGGCUAUGACGACAACUGGUACCUCGGCCGUAGCGAGGCCACCCUGAACUGUGAUGUCCGCAGUAACCCAGAGCCCACAGGCUACGACUGGAGCACGCCUUCAGGCAUCUUCCCAGCCUCCGCAGUGGUCAAGGGCCCCCAGCUGUUUGUCUACUCAGUGGACCGACUGGUCAACACCACCUUCAUCUGCACAGUCACCAAUGCCGUGGGCACCGGCCGUGCCGAGCAGGUCAUCUUGGUCCGAGAGAGACCCAACACAGCAGGUGCGGGCGCCACCGGGGGCAUCAUCGGGGGCAUCAUUGCCACUGUCAUUGCUACCGCGGUGGCCGUCACAGGCGUCCUCAUCUGCCGGCAGCAGCAGAAGGAGCAGAGGCUGCAGGGGGCCGAGGAGGAGGAGGAUGACCUGGAAGGACCACCCUCCUACCAGCCACCCACUCCGAAGGUGAAGGCGAAGCUGGAGGAGCCAGAGAUGCCUUCCCAGCUCUUCACUCUGGGAGCCUCGGAGCACAGCCCACUCAAGACCCCCUAUUUCGAUGCUGGCGUCUCCUGUACUGAGCAGGAAAUGCCUCGAUACCAUGAGUUGCCCACCUUGGAAGAGAGGCCAGGGCCUCUGCUGCUGGGGGCCACAAGCCUCGGGUCCCCCAUUGGGAUGCCCCUGGAGCCGUCCGGCAUGGAAGGGGUUUCCCUGGAUCUAGAAGAUGAGGAAGAGGGAGAGACGGAGGAAAAUUAUCUGGACAAGAUCAACCCCAUCUACGACACCCUGUCCUAUGACAGCCCCUCUGAUUCCUACCAGGGCAAAGGCUUCAUUGUAUCCAGGGCCAUGUAUGUGUGAGGACUUUGGCCUCUCACCUGUCACCUCUGAUCCCUUAUAUUUUUGCUAGGGACCUGGUGCCCUCUGUCGUCUGGCUAAGCCACUACCAGUUAACACAUGGGCAUUCAUCUGUGACUUCUACUUUAAUGGCUCCAUCGAGACCUCUAACCCACGAUCUCAGGCCCAAAGAAACUUGCCAAGACAGUGGAAGCCUGGUAACUUUAUCUGACAAGGCAGGAGGUAGGAAAGAUAUUUCUACACAACCGCUGACCACAAAGACUCCUUUCUCAAACCGUGACCUUAGACUAUAGAUAGCACUCACUUCUGACUGGCCCACAUCUCCACUCCUCCAGAAAUCCCAAAGACUCCAGACCUCUGAUUUGUCCUUAGGCAGUCAGUCCCAGCAGCUCUGCAAAGCACAGGCAUUCAAGGGUUUUCUGCUGCUCAGACUUGAGCCCUCCAGGCAGCAGAGCCUCUUGGUCUCCUCCCCAAUCUGCUCCCCACAGAUGGAGGGAAAGGGAUUCCUAGCCUUAGGCUGAGCUUUCCCAUCUCCCCCCUCCUGCAGGCAGGAGUCUCAGGGCCCAAGCCCUUCCCUGAGCCCCACUACCCCAAUUCCUAUGUACAGAGCAUGAGCUCCAGCCCAGUGCUCAAAGGAAAACUUCACGCGUGUGCCUUGGUCACCUAGCUGUGGGUGAAGAAUUGGCUGUUACUUUUUUGGGGGAGGGUACUGGGAAUCAAACUCAGGACCUCAUGCUUGCCAAGCAGGCACUGUGCCACUGAGCCAUAUCCCUGAUGCUGGUUGUUACACUGAAGACUACUGAAUCCUUUGCUCUCUGCCCACUUGGAUGAGACCUAACAUCCUCCUCUGGGAAAAAAAAAAAAAAAAAAAAAAAGGCGGGUUACCUGGGUUGCGAUUGGGGUCUAUGAUAUUGUUUUGUAACCUAGACUUUCCUACAAAAUGAGUUUAUACUUUGA
Cavia porcellus (domestic guinea pig) is the source of this 2999-nucleotide messenger RNA. RefSeq names its product nectin cell adhesion molecule 2 (gene Nectin2). The transcript is spliced from 9 exons. NCBI's taxonomy places the organism in Eukaryota, Metazoa, Chordata, Mammalia, Rodentia, Caviidae. Gene Ontology annotation, biological process: positive regulation of mast cell activation; susceptibility to T cell mediated cytotoxicity; cytoskeleton organization. Gene Ontology annotation, cellular component: focal adhesion; extracellular exosome; plasma membrane. Gene Ontology annotation, molecular function: cell adhesion molecule binding. The record is from RefSeq and is a predicted model, not a curated record. Bases 441 to 2045 code for a protein of 534 amino acids.